GGUGUCAGCAGCACGGAGGUGCAGGGUGUUGUCGAGGGUGCGGGGCCGGGCGCUGCCAGCGGCGCGCUCCGCCCCGGGGCUCCGGACCCUGCUCUGGGCCAGGCCCUGGCUCCGGCCCCCGUCCCGGCCCAGGCCUCGCAGUUUACUCUGCUGGUGAUGCACCCCUGCGGAGGGCAGGACGACUCUGCGGCCGAGGGCGUCCUGAGGCAAGCUCCGGCCCUGGGGGACGGCGCCGGUGCAGGCAAGUCCAUUAGGUACCUGUGCGAAGUGGCGGGGACUGGCGAGGAGGAGGCAGGGGAGGACGAAGCCGACCUGCUGGACACUUCCGACGCCCCAGGAGGAGGCGAAAGCACCGCUAGUUUGGAGGAUCUGGAGGAUGAGGAGACCCACUCUGGCGGCGAGGGUGGCAGCGGGGGAGCCCGGAGACGGAGCAGCGGCGGGGGCAGCAUGAGCAAGACCUGCACCUUCGAGGGCUGCAGCGAGACCACGAGCCAGGUGGCCAAGCAACGGAAGCCUUGGAUGUGCAAGAAACACCGCAACAAGAUGUAUAAGGACAAAUACAAAAAGAAGAAAAGUGACCAGGCCCUUAACUGUAGUGGGUCCGCCCAGCCUGGCAGCACGGGAAACGUCAGACUGGAGGAAAGUACAGAUAACAUACUCUCCAUUGUUAAACAAAGAACAGGAACCUUUGGGGAUCGUCCUGCAAGACCUACUCUUUUAGAACAAGUGUUAAAUCAAAAAAGACUGUCAUUACUAAGAAGUCCAGAAGUGGUGCAGUUUUUACAGAAACAGCAACAACUAUUAAAUCAGCAAGUUUUGGAGCAAAGACAGCAGCAGUUUCCAGGAACAUCAGUGUGAAGGAAUUUACCAAGAAGAUCCACAUGUUUUUUUAUUUUGUUGUAGAAGAUGGACAUAUUUUUAUACUAAAGAUAAAUGGGAUUAGAUACGCCAGUAAAACAUAAACAGUCAUUUUCCUGUAAAUAUAUGUGUGCAUUUUGGGAUAAGUAAGUAUUGCCCUUUGUGCAUCUAAUCCUUUCAGAUUACCAUGAAUUUGGAGAAACAGCUUAUCUUUCCAAAAUAACAUUAAAUUACGAUUUUUUUUUUUAAACAAAGUAUUCCUCUUCAGUCAUUGUUACUGAAGGUAAUGAAGCAGUUACUUUCUGUGGAAGUCACAAAGCUAAUAGAUACUAAUUUUUGAUCAUUUAGUUCAGUGGUCUUAUCAAGGGGCAGUCAGAAAUGGAUGGAUAUGUUUUUAAUUGUCACAAUGAUCUUAAAAACUCCUGGUAUUUAGUGAAUGGGUCAGGAAUCCUAAAUGUUCUACAGUGUCUGGAAUGGCCUUUCACAAUAAUUAUCUCACCCACAAUGUCAGUAAUCCUCCUUUUAAGAAACACUGAUAGUUGUGAUACUACUUGUGAUGAUAAAAUGUCGUUGGAGCACCUAAAA
This is a messenger RNA of Lutra lutra (Eurasian river otter), 1443 nucleotides long. It is a transcript of the gene RFXAP, whose product is annotated as regulatory factor X associated protein. The record is from RefSeq and is a predicted model, not a curated record. Lineage: Eukaryota; Metazoa; Chordata; Mammalia; Carnivora; Mustelidae. The annotation marks the transcript as partial. Gene Ontology annotation, biological process: regulation of transcription by RNA polymerase II. The transcript is spliced from 3 exons. Gene Ontology annotation, cellular component: nucleus.